Molecule: messenger RNA, 2604 nt
Organism: Linderina pennispora
Lineage: Eukaryota; Fungi; Kickxellomycota; Kickxellomycetes; Kickxellales; Kickxellaceae
Product: FtsJ-domain-containing protein
Exons: 2
Coding region: 74-2500 (808 amino acids)
Biological process (GO): maturation of 5.8S rRNA from tricistronic rRNA transcript (SSU-rRNA, 5.8S rRNA, LSU-rRNA); rRNA methylation; maturation of LSU-rRNA from tricistronic rRNA transcript (SSU-rRNA, 5.8S rRNA, LSU-rRNA)
Cellular component (GO): nucleolus; preribosome, large subunit precursor; nucleus
Molecular function (GO): rRNA (guanine) methyltransferase activity; rRNA (uridine-2'-O-ribose)-methyltransferase activity
Source: RefSeq, a predicted model, not a curated record
CUGGUACGGGCUUGUGGACUUCUCUAGCUUUGCUCCUUUCCCCUGGUUCAAUUUAGCACUUUAUAUUUUCACAAUGGGUUUCCAGAAGAAGUCGGGAAAGGGACGUCUCGAUAAGUAUUACCACUUGGCCAAGGAGCAAGGGUACCGCGCCCGUUCGGCGUUCAAGCUGAUCCAGCUGAACAAAAAGUACAACUUCCUUGGCUCAGCACGCGCGCUGAUUGAUCUGUGUGCGGCGCCCGGAGGCUGGCUGCAGGUAGCGCAAAAGUACAUGCCUGUGCAGAGCCUUAUCCUGGGUGUGGAUCUGGUUCCGAUCAAACCGAUUCCGAACGUGAUUACAUUUGCGGAGGACAUUUUGACAGACAAGUGCCGCAACCGGCUGCGGCAGGAGAUGAAGACAUGGAAGGCAGAUGUGGUGCUGCACGACGGUGCGCCCAACGUCGGCUCCAACUGGUCGCACGAUGCGUACUCGCAGGCAGAGCUGGUGCUGAUGUCGCUGAAGCUGGCGACAGAGUUCCUGCGUAAGGGUGGAACAUUUGUGACCAAGGUGUUCCGGUCCAAGGACUACAACAGUUUGAUUUGGGUGUUCAACCAGCUGUUCCGCAAAGUGGAGGCGACCAAGCCGCCGUCGUCGCGUAACGUUUCGGCUGAAAUUUUUGUUGUGUGCCAGGACUUCAUUGCGCCCAAGAAAAUCGAUCCGCGGUUCCUCGACGCCAAGUAUGUGUUUGAGGAUCUGGAGAUCAACAAGACGAUGACCUCGACCGAUAUCUUUGCGCCUGAGCUCAAGAAGAAGAAGCGCCACCGCGAGGGCUACGAGGACGGCGACUACACGCUGCACAAGAAGAUCGAUGCCAUGGAUUUUGUCAAGAGUCGCGAUCCAGCGGGCAUUCUAGGCAGUGCCAAUGAGAUGGAGUUUGUGUCGGACGAGUCCAAGGAGGUGGUGAAGCUGCCCGAGACCACAGAGGAUAUUCUGCUGGCGUGCAGGGAUUUGCGUGUGCUUGGUAAGAAGGACUUCCGCACCCUGAUGAAGUGGCGUGCGGGUCUGCGCGAGCGGUUCCAGCUCGAGAAGGCUGAGGAGAAGCCCAAGAUCGAGGAGAAGGAAGGCGACGAAGGCAGCGAUGUUGAGGGUGAGCUGGACGCGCUAGCGACCGAGGAGAUGAAGAAGCUGCGCAAAGAGCGCAAGCGCCAGAACGCCAAGCGCCAGCGCAACCUGGUCAAGAUGCAGCUCAACAUGACUACCCCCACAGACAUUGGUCUGGAGCAGGACGCUGACGCAAUGUUCACAGCGUCGUCGACUGUUGGCGACAAGCGCAAGAUCCGCGACCUCCACAGCGGCCAUGUCGAUGACAUUGAUGUUGAGGCAGCGCUGGCUGGCGAGACGCUGGUGUCGCUCGGUUCGCGGCCUGCUGGCUCAGACUCUGAGAUGUCUGAAGAUGAGGAGCGUGCCGAGGAUGUUGACUCCGACAGCGAGCGCAUCGCCAUGCUCGAGGACGAGAUUGAGGGUCUGUACUCGGAGUAUGUCGACCGCAAGCGCGAGAUGGACACAAAGUAUGACAUCAAGAAAAAGCGUGCUGCCGAGGAGGAGUUCCGUGGCUUCAGCGACGAUGACGAUGAGGAGGGGGCGGAGAAGAGCGGGUCGAGCGACGAGGAGUCUGGAUCAGAGGCGUCUGCCAAGUCUGAGAUGUCGGCUGAUGAGGAUGAGGAUAUCCGGUCGAUGAUGCGUGAGGCAAAGGAGAAGAAGAUCACCAAGCGCUCGCGCGGCAAGAAGGACAUUGUAAAUGCCACGCCUGCGCAGCUGUCCAAGAACUCUGCCAUCUGGUUCGACCAGCCCAUGUUCAAGGGUGUGGGCGGCGUCAACCUCGACGACCUGUCGGACGAGGAGGUUGGUAGCAAGCGCAAGCGUCCUGUCACAGAGACCGCCGAUGAUGUUGGUGCCAGCGACUCGGACGACUUUGAGGUUGUGUCUGCUGAGGAGUUCGACAGCGACCCAGAGAAUGUCGAGCUGGAGGACGAGCAGCGCGAGGCUGACUAUGAUCUGGCAACACCCGAGGCCAUGACGAUGGUGCGCGAGCUGGCGAACCGCAAGUCGUCAAAGCACGACCUCAUCGACAAGCACUUUAACCGCUACACAUUCAACGACUCGCAGAACCUGCCCGAAUGGUUCCUCGACGAUGAGAACCGGCACAACAAGCCAACACUGCCUGUCACCAAGGAGCGUAUUGCCGGCAUGCAGAAGAAGGCUGAGGGCGUUAUCCAGAACGAGGAUAUGACUGAGGCCGAAAAGGCUCGCAGCAUUGACCGCAUGAUCAAGCGCGCGACCAAGGCGAAGCCCAAGCAGAAGGUGCAGCUGGUGGUGGCCAAGAACAGCAACCGUGGCAUCCAGGGACGCCCCAAGGGCAUCACGGGCAAGUACAAGAUGGUAGAUAGGCGCAUGAAGAAGGAGCUGCGUGCCCAGAAGUCGCGCGAACGCAAGUCCAAGAAGAAUGGUGGACGGAAAAAGUAAGAAGCACGCCGGUAGUAGCGACUCACGUUUACAAAAAACAAGACAUUAUAUAUGACCAUGUGCGCGAUAGGCCUGGGCUAUAUUGCGCCCGGCUGGUGGCAUAU